UAAACUCGGACUGAUAGAUGGAGAGAUGGGAGCAGGUUUUUUCCGCUGAUGUGUGCAUCAGUUAACGGGGUUGAGCCAUAUAUAUAUUUAUACUCAGUGAUGAGGCGUCAGAGUGGAGACAACACCUCGCUGCUGCACCCGCUCUAACGUACCGACUCUGCUCUGAGCACCAGCCACCAUGGAAGCUGCCAUCUCCACCCUGGUCACACAGUUCAAGACCUUCGCCGGCAAAGACGGGUCCGGCAGCACCUUGAGCAGAGACGAGUUCCACAGCCUGGUGACCUCUCAGCUCCCCAACUACGUCAAGAACGCCAGCGACCCUGGAGAGAUAGACCGGCUCAUGGGCUCCCUGGAUCAAAACAACGACGGGGAGCUGACUUUCACGGAGUUCUGGGCCCUGGUCGGAAAACUGGCUUGUAAACAGGCCGGCUUCAGCCACUAGACGCCUCUCAUAUGUCAGCAGUGGCUUUAAGCAGACUGCAGCACUAAUCAGUUUAUUGUGUUGUCUUAAUUGAUCAGCUGUGAACUGAAAGCCAUUCAAGUCUUUAGCGCUUAUUUAUGUCUUCAAUUAACCAUUUAUUGGAUGCUUUGAAUUAAAGGCUUUAUUGACAUGAA
This is a messenger RNA of Betta splendens (Siamese fighting fish), 615 nucleotides long. It is a transcript of the gene s100a11, whose product is annotated as S100 calcium binding protein A11. The transcript has 3 exons. NCBI's taxonomy places the organism in Eukaryota, Metazoa, Chordata, Actinopteri, Anabantiformes, Osphronemidae. Gene Ontology annotation, cellular component: perinuclear region of cytoplasm. The record is from RefSeq and is a predicted model, not a curated record. Gene Ontology annotation, molecular function: transition metal ion binding; calcium ion binding. Bases 179 to 442 code for a protein of 87 amino acids.